This is a messenger RNA of Parnassius apollo (apollo), 3738 nucleotides long. Lineage: Eukaryota; Metazoa; Arthropoda; Insecta; Lepidoptera; Papilionidae. The record is from the annotation of a GenBank genome assembly.
AUGGCUGCUAGGGGAAAAUGGCGGACGCGCGGCCGCCGCUUGAGCGCGGUGCUGUUCGCGAUAUUAAUUCAAGUUGUUAAUGGUUAUGAACAAAUGUAUACAAUAUCUCAACUAUCGCCAAAAUCUGCACUUAAUGAAAGACUAGACCUAGAUGAUGUACUACAGACAUCACACACAGAAAACUUAGCUUUUAGGAUAGAACCUAGUGCUAAAUUUGAAAUAGAUGUCGAUAUGGAACCAGAAGAACAGAAUGAAGAAAAUGAAAACCACAUCAUUGUUGCAAGAUCUGCUGAUCCAAAUGACAGAGAAUCACGAUCUAUAAAUAUUGAUGAAAUUCCUACAUCUAAUCACAACGAAAUUGACAACGAACUAGAAUUACAUAACAAGAGAAAGUACUACGAAAUUAUUCCAACGAAGACAUUAGAUUUUUUACUCGAUAGAAAUGACGACGUAAUGGUUAUGUCGUCAGAUACGUUUGGUGAUAAACUUGAUUUUAAAUUUCCGGGGGAAGCCAAAAGGGUCCCGAAGGGGCGUGCACUAGCUCCUGCGGGACCCAAAAUACGGCCUACUGCAGUGCAGCCGAUUUUUGCGACAGCCAGCCAUAAGGAACAGGGUCGACAAAACUCAGAUAUACAAAAUAUAAUCACAGGAAUAGUCAAGCUAUUAAAUGGAAACGUUAAUGUGCAAGCUAAUACACAACUAUUAAAUGGAAGACCAGGACGACCUAUGGCUUCUAGAAUAAACAAUCGUGGGCCACCUAAAAUAUCAGAUGUACCUCCGCUUCCAGAUCUAGAUCAAAUCAUAACGCCUCCAGCAUAUGCAUUUCAUCCUACGAAAACGCCACCUCCUUAUCCUUUCGAUCGACCUCCGUAUCAUGGUGUCAAUUUACCUGAGCAAAUUGUUCCACCAAUGAGCUCUCAUCGGCCAGGGUUCCAUCGACCAAUGCCUCCCUGGCAGAGGCCUCGUCCAAGGCCACCAAAUAGAAGACCUAACCCUGGUCUGCCGAUUUACAAGCCUACACCUCCUCCUGCGCCUAUAGAUAUCCCGAAUUUUGAUGAUGAUAAGCCCGAAGAAGUGGUCAGUGAAAACGAAACUAGUCAUUCUGAAAAUAAUAUACACCAUGAAGAUAACGAAUCAGUUCUUACGUUUAAUUUUCCUAAAACAAGCACGCAAGAAGCUGAAAAAGAUGAAAUUCAGCUCACAACCGCUGAUACAACAUCAUCUACAUCAACAAGUACUACUACAACAUCAACAACAACAGAAUCUACAACAACUACUACUACUUCGACUACCACAACUACUGAGAAACCAACCGAAGCAGCUACUGAGAAACAAACUGAACCGCCUACUGAACAACCUACUCAAUCGGCAACCGAGAAAAUCUCUACGACAACCACCACAGAAAGACCUAAAACGGAAAGACCCGUCAAUAACAAAUCUGAAAAAGAUAAGAAAAAAGACACACAAUACAACACAGAGAAGGAUAAGCAAAAUAAAGACAAAUCUAAAGUUGCAGAUGAAAAGCCAAUUGAUAAAGUUUCUAAGAAUUCGACUUCGGUUGAUCAAUUUAUACAGCCAUCAAUUUUCGAAGUUACAUCGACUACGACCACAUCAACUAGCUCUGCAACACCGACAGAGGGUCUCAUCAGUUACGCCCCGACGGUCAGCGAAAUCUCUAGUGCUAAUGAUGCUAUCAAAACAUCAUCUAUAAAUUCUCAACCAUUACCGUCUUCUCAAGGGAUACCAUAUCACCCCUAUCGUCCCCGACCGGGCAUCGUCCUCGACGACACUGACUUCAAGCCUCACGGCUCGCGGUACAGGCCCGACGCUUCGGUGAUAACAGCACCUGAGCCACAUCUGCCAGGCUAUGGAGAGAUAUUUGAUGUGACCGUAUCUGCGAUACAGGGUCCAGGAGAGAAAGGAGGUGCCUCAAUACACAUAGAAAACUUGCACCCUGUCGGCCCCGGUGACCACGACGACAUCAUCGUGUCACCAGCAGGAUCACAGGGCUUCGUGUCGAUCGACGGGAAACGCACUUAUCUCAACCUGUUCGAUUCCACCACCACAAGCAUUCAACCGUCACGAGUACAGCCAGUGCCGCACCAAUCUUUGCCACCACAAAUGCCACCGCAAUCGCCAUUAGGACCAGCUACCGGCACAGGCGUAGCCAUCCCAGCAGAUGAUAUACCGCAGCCUCCAACUUUACCACCACGUCGCACUCACCCGGUGCACACACGACCGCAGCAGCCUUACCGCAGACCGCAGCCUACCGUACGAAUUGAUACGUGCAUCGUUGGUGAUGACUCUACCUGUGAUCAAGCGCAAAAUGAGAAGUGCAGGACAGAAGCAGGCAUCUCGAGUUGUCAGUGCAGACCGGGCUACGCUCGUAGGAUCCACAGGGAUCCAUGUCGACGCGUUGUCUCCUUGCUGCUGAACUUGAGAGUCGACCGACUGUACGACAGGAAGAUCGCCUGGGACAACAAACUAGCGGACAAGGAAUCGGAGCCGUACCAGCAACUUAGCUACGAGGCUGUUAGGGCUAUCGACUCUGCAUUCUCUAUGACUCCGUUCUCUGAUGACUUCGUCAGCGGCUCAGUCAACUCCAUCCACAAGGGCGACCAGCAGCAUCAAGGGGUGUUUGUCAACUACACUGUGUUGAUGCAGGAGACGGCGGAGACUUUGCGGGCGUCCGUGGCGACGGAGAUACAGAAGCACCUGCUGGGCGUGAUCCGGCGCCGCUCCAACAACGUGGGCGCGUCUGCGCUGUGGGUAGACUCGCCCGCCGGCAGCGUGCUGCCACUGCACGACGUGGACGAAUGUGCGUCGUCCGAGCUGAACGACUGCCACCACCUCGCCACCUGCACCAACACGUGGGGUGCUUUCAAGUGCGCUUGCCCCGACACGACGCUAGACGCGGCGGGCACUUCCAGUGUAGUGGGCGCGCGCGCGGGCCGCGAGUGCCGCUCCUGCGCCGCUUCGCACUGCAGCGAACGCGGCGUCUGCCGCUACGCGAACGGACAGCCCUACUGCAGCUGCUCGUCGGGGUACUACGGGUCGACGUGCGAGGUGGACGGUGAGGUGGUGGGCGUGGCCGUGGGCGCGUCGCUGGCUGCCGCACUCGUCAUCGCGCUCACGCUCGCCGCGCUGCUGUCGUGGAGUCGCAAGUGGUCGCGCGAGCAGAAGGCUGUAGGUAUGGGCUCACCCGUGUUCAACUACAUGGCGGCGAACACGAUAAAGACCCCACCCGUCGGACAACCGCCAUAUCAGGUGUCGAUAGAGGAGCGGAUGAGAUGGGCGCAGAUCGCCGAGGCGAUGGCGCAGGCAAAUCACUACGCGCCAGACCCCGGGCAGAUGGCAACAAGGCCAUCCUCCGCUAUGUUCGGCGGAUACCCCACAUUACCGCCCGUGCCUCUACCCAGAAUGCACGGCGGCCAUCAUACCGGGACGCUGAAUACGGUUGCCUCGAGGGCUAACACCGCUACCUCACACCUCAACAUGUACGGCUACACGAACCACUUGGCGGCGGAGUCAAGCGGCUCGGAAGCGUCCAGCCACAUGCAGGAGCGCACCGACCUGCUCGUUCCUCGUCCCAAGUCACGCGCCAGGAGCAUGCACAAUCAAACAGGCAUCUACUACGACGUGGAGUACGAGAACGCACCUGAACCCAUAUACGGCAGCAAGGGCAUACCGCUAUCCACUUACACAGUCAGCAGGGGUCCGCCAUUUUACAGGACAUAG